UGCCGCACCCGCUGGCCGGCUCCAGCAGCGAGGAGGCCGUGGGCGGCGACAGCACGCCCAGCCCGGACCUGCUGAUGGCCCGCAGCUUCGGCGACAAGGUGGGGCGCGCGGGGCUGGGGACCGGGAGGCGCGUUUCGCUCUCGCGGGGGAUGGUGGACCCGGAGCUCUCCCUCCGGGCCCCGGGCCGCGCCCACCCUGGCGCCCCUGCCCGGGGGCGGGCGUUCCCUGGCUCCCCAGAGCCAUCGGAAAAUCGUCCCUCCCGGCCGCCCCCGCGGGGUCGUAGCCGCAGGGGGGGCGGCAGGAGGGGGCGGACAUGCCCCGCCGUGACGGGUCGCGGGCGCGGGUGACAGCUGGAGGGGAGGGGUCCUGGCCGCGUGGUGCGGCCAGUGGCGGGUGUGCAGUGCCCGGCGCGUGUGCCCUGGGAUGGGGUCCCGAGUUCCUCCCGGUGCAUCCGCGAAGGCUGAGCUGCCGGGUGACUUGUAGCUCCCCUACUUUCCUGGCACUGCAAAGAAGCAAGAGUUAAUGGUUUUCCCUGGUGGGAGCGGCAGCGUUGGUCUUGCUGCCCGAGUCGUCUUCCUCACGCUCUGUCAUGUGGGGAGUGAUCUUUGUUUAGGUUUGCUGUGUGCCCUGAGGAGUCACCUGACUCAGACCCCGGCCGGCGGGUGGGGAGAGUCUCGCUGUGGUUUUCUGUCUGGGGCUCUUUCUUUCACCUCUCACGGCCUUCCACACUGUUUAGUUUUGUCAGAGGCCCGUUUUUUGUGGUUGAUGGAAGGAAAGCUCGCCCUUUGACCUUCUUUGUGCAGAAGGAAGCUCCUGAUAUUCUUAGAGCGGCAGAAUAAUCCUGCUGCUUUGAGAGACAGCAGAGUACGGUGAAGGGCGAGGGGCGGCAACCCCAUGACUCCCUGCCCCAUGGCCAUUUCAGCUGUGACCAGGACUUGAGCUGUGAUUCUCUCAGCGCUGCUGUGGCCACCUACUCACCGAUAUGCAGAAAUUAGAAUUGUUCUCAACACUUGUGAUCAGGACUCCCUCCUCCCAGUAAAAUACUGAAUGAAUUCCUCCUUGUCCCAAUGUUAAAUGCAAUCAGAGGGGACCUCUUUCCCCCGUAGAUGGGAGGGCAUGUGAUACAAUAAAAAUGAGUAUUAGUGCACUGAGCACUCAAAAUGGCUAUGGAGGGGGACUUGAUGUACCUUCCUGAAAGAGUUUAUGAAAGCCAGGAGUGGGGAGUAGAGCAUUAGGAGCAAAAAGACUUAAAAAGCUAAUUAAACCAAUGAAUUGAGCAGGUUGAGGUGUGUGUUGUGGGGGAGGGGGUUCCUUGUGAUUAUUUCUCUUUAUUUUAUAGAUGACAAACUAUGAAGAGUUAUGUUGCUUGGAAAUACCUUGCCCAUAUUUGACGUUCAAUAAGUAAUUGUCAAAUGACUGAAAGAAUAAUUUGUUGCUCUCUUAAAGACAAAUUGUUCCUGCAUGCAUGUGUGCAUGUAGGAUACGAAGUUAAACCUUCUGAUUUCCUUCUCAGGAUAGUGAAUUAAUUAUCUAUUGCUGUGUAACAAAUUACACCAAAUUUAGCACCCGCAGAUAGUUUGUGUGGGUCAAUAGUGUCAUGUCAUCCAGGAGCAGCUGAGCUGGGUGGUUCUGACUCCGGUCUCUUUUGAGGUAGCAGUCAAGGCGUUGACCAGGGCUGGGGUCAUCUGAAGAUUGGGUUGGGGGAGGAUCAGCUUCCAGGCUCAUUCACUUGGCUGUUGACAGGCCUUAGUUCCUCUUUAUAGGGCGGCUUGCCAUGGCAGCUAGUUUUCCCCCAGAGAAAGUGGUCCAAGAGGGCAAGUGAUCCCAAGACUCAAGCUAUACUCUUGUAUGGUCUAAUCUUGGAAGUGACAUAAUUCUGCCGUAUUCUAUUGAUCACACUGCUAAUACAAAGUGGGAAGAGGAUAUAAAUAUAGGAGGUAGGGGUGCCUGGGUGACUCAGUCCGUUGAGCAUCUGACUUUGGGUUUUGGCUCGGGUCAUGAUCCGAGGGUUGUGGGAUCAAGUCCUGUGUCCGGCUCUGUGCUGGGCGUGGGGUCUGUUUGGGAUUCUGUCUCUCCCUCUGCCUCUGUCUUGCCCCCAUGUGUGCACACGCCUCACAUUCUCUCUUUCUAUGCCUCUCUCAAAUAAAAAAAAUAAAUAAAAUCUUUAAAAAAUAUAUCAGGAGACAGGGAUUAUCUGGCUAUCUUGAAUGCUGGAUGACACUGAUUGCUAUUUUAGUUAUUUAUUUUAAAGGUUUUUAAAAUUUAUUAUUAUUUACUAAUUGCGAUACCCAACGUAGGGCUUGAACUCAUGACCUUGAGAUCAAGAGUCACAUGGCUCUUUUUUACUGGGGCAGCUAGGUGCCCCCACUGAUGGCUAUUUUAAACAUUUACUUAGCGAUCCACUCUUGGAGGACACUUGUCUCAGACAUAUGGGCAUUUUACUAAUAAAUACUGGAGGACAAAUGCCCUGUACCACCAAGGUCUUGUUGGUGGGCAGGAAGUCAGGCCCAAGUCUAAUUACUCCUGGCUUCCAGUUCUAUGAGAAGACAGUCUUGAAACCAUUAUUAUUAAUUAUUGAAUAUUUAAUAAGUCUCCAUACAGCUGUAAGAAGCAUCAAAAUGACAUCACUCCCAAGGGCCUGAUUUAUAGUAAGCCACUUUUCCUUGGAGGCUAAGUAAUGUAAUUUCUUUCUCUGACUGGAAGUAAUAUUUUCCUUGAAUCUUGGCAUGCAUGUAUGUUCUAGCAACUCUGGAGAAAUUUCUGUAGAGAGAAGCUAGCAUGCAACAGAGGUGAGUCAGGACCAGUGGAAGGAAGGCUUCUCUUUGCCCUGCUUUCUCUUGCCCAGGCAGCAUGCGGGUCAUUGGAGGACAGGUAGGAAAGCUGAGUGCUGUGAUCGGUCUUUGAAAAGAAACCUGUUUUCUUGCCUUUUUGGACAGUGCAUCGUGACCCUGGAUGCCUGGUUCAGAGUCAGUUCUGGGAUUGGAGAACGAGGGUUUGACAGGCUGCUCAUGGUGCAGGGUUAUUGUAUUAUGCGGAGGAGAAUUGCUUUCUGUGGGCCAAGCACAGGGUAGUCUUGUGUCUCGGUCCAGCAGACGCUACUGAGUGGCAUCUGGGAUGCUUGCUUGAGAAGGAGCAGCAACCAAAUAUGCCCUUUUCGUCCACUGCCUUUGAAAAUCAUCCAAACCUUGGAGUUACGGGAGAAUCCUUCCUAUCUUCCCAGGGUUGCAUGAAUUCUUUUCAUGCCAGCUGAACUCACCAGGCCUUCUAUCAUCACAUCCUUCAUCUCCUCCUAAAAUGUAAAUAAACCACUUGACCUGCCUCGCUUUUUUACUUUCCUCUGCAAACCACUCUGGGCUACUUCUCCCCUGACUCAGCCUCCAACUCCUGCGUGCCUCCCAGAACUUAACACCAAGCCCGCUCAAGCCCCAGCUGUGGUUAACAACCCUUCCCACAUCCUCAACCUCUUCACUGAACUCUUCUGCCUACUUCCUGCCCUCUUAGGUUACUGCUUCUGCCAAAGUCUUCAAAAUGGAGCUGUCUUUUCAUUCUGUACUCCACUUAUAUCAGGAUCAGGAGAUGGAGGUCCGUUUCCUUUCUCUCCACUGCCCUUUUUUUUUAAUUAAAAAUUUUUUUAAAACAUUUAUUUAUUUUUGAGAGAGAGACAGAGCAUAAGUGGGGUCGGGGCUGAGAGAGAGAGGCAGACACAGAAUCCGAAGCAGGAUCCAGGCUCUGAGCUGUCAGCACAGAGCCUGAUGCGGGGCUCAGACUCAUGAGCCAUGAGAUCAUGACCUGAGCUGAAGUUGGACGCUUAGCCAACUGAGCCACCCAGGUGCCCCUCCACUGCCUUUUAUAAACCAAGCUCUGCUCCCUGGAGGCUCAUGUCAUUUUAUUUGUUCAUUCACGUAUUUGAGGACCUACUUUGAGAUAGGCACUGUUCCAGGAACUUGAGAUGAGUCAACCAGUGAAUACCGCUGCCCUCAUGGGGUACUUUUUGUGACUAUAUACUAUGCUAUAUAAAAAAUGCUACGGGAGGGAGAAAAAGUAGGAUGAGGGGAUUCAGGAUCACUGGCUGUGGGAGGGGGAUUUGGAGAGGCUUUACUGAGAACUUGAGAUUUGAGUAGAGACUUGGAGGAGAUGAGGGAUGGAGUUAGCGAGUAGAUAUCUGGAGGAGUGUCCUUCUAGGUGGAAGGAACAGCCAAAGCAAAGUCUUGAAGGCAUCUGCCUAGUGUGGACUGGAAGAGCCCAGAAGCCAGUGUGGCUGGGGCAGAGUGAACAGUGGAGAGUUGGCCGACAGCAGAGAGGGGAAGGGUCCGGAUUGUGUAGGGCCUCAUAGGUCACCCUGAGAACAGGCCUUUACUUUGAGUGCCAUUGCAGUGUCUUCAGCAGAAGGAGGGACAUGAUUUGACUUAUAUGUUGAAAAGGCUCACACAGGCUGUUGAAUUGAGAAUCCUUUAUUUGGCUCUUCCACUGAAUUCAUUUCCUUUUAGUUAAAAGGACAUAAACCGAGUGCAAACUGGCCGAAGGGGAAAAAAAAAAAAAAAGCCUGGCUUAUGUUUUUGAAAAGCCCCAGGUAUUUUGGCUUCAGGAGUGGCUGGAACUAGGUAUUCAAAUGAUAUUGGGAAUCUGUCACUCCAUCUCUUGGCUCCGCUUACUUCUGUGUUAGUUUUAUUCUCAAGCUAGUGAAGGGAUACCUUCUACAAAUAAGUUUCACAACUUCAGCAGAAAGAGAGCACCUCUUUGCUGAGGGCUCCAGCAAAAGCCCUGGGCUGCUCUCUCAUGGGCCUAAAUCGGGUAAGUGCCGAAACCAAGCUCUGUAACUCUGAUGCCCGGACCUGCACCAGGUCCUCAUCUUUGGAGAGAGGAGAAGGGAAGUUUUUGGUAGGUCUGUUUGUUUGAACUGUGGAAUGUACAUGCAGAGUGUAUAAAAUGUAUCCAUAUGGUUUGAAGAACAAAAUGUAUCUCCAAGGUUUAAAGAACAAUAAAAACUCAUGUUCCUACCCCCCCAGAUUAAGAGAAUAUUACUAGUAUUUUAUUUUAUUUAUUAAAAAAAUUUUUUUUAACAUUUAUUUAUUUUUGAGAGACAAAGCGUGAGUGGGGGAGUGGUAGAGUGGGGUGGUGCAGAGAGAGAGGGAGACACAGAAUCUGAAGCAGGCUCCAGGCUUCGAGCUGUCAGCACAGAGCCUGACAUGGGGCUUGAACUCAUGGACUGUGACAUCAUGACCUGAGCUGAAGUAGGAUGCUUAACUGACUGAGCCACUCAGGUGCCCCUUAUUUAUUUAUUUUUAAAGAUUUUAUUUUUAAGUAAUCUCUACACCUAAUGUGGGGCUCGAACUCACAACCCUGAGAUCAAGAGUUGCACUCUCUACCAACGGAGCCAGCCAGGCACCCACAAGAAUAUUACUAGUAUUUUAGAAGCCCCAUGUGUGCCUGGGGAGGAUGGAGGUGGUUACCAAAGCAGGAUCAGGAGGCUGCUAACAGAAGGAGGAACAAAGGAAUGUGAGGCAAGCAGAAACAAAUGUCCGUUAUAGGCCUUCCACGACCUUUUUCUUCCCUGUCAUUUCUAACUUGCCGGCCUUUCAUUCUUCUUCAUUAAAAUCUCUAGACCCCAAGUCACUGUCUUCUCAAGUCAUGCCCUCACCUCACGGUGACUCUGUUCAAACCAACAAAACUAUCAGCUUCUUGACUUGAAUCUGCACACACCUUCACCUCUUUUUUAAUUCAGUUGCCCUCUCCCUGGCCACAGCCUUGCGCUAUAAUGCCCAGAACGGUUCGGGCUCAGAGAUAAUGCCAUCAGAUAUCUUCUCUUGCCUUACUGUCCCCUCAGUUGGUCAUUACUGCCUGCACCUGUUCUCUGACCACUUGUACUUCCCUCCCUCCUUUAUUUUGUAUUUUUAUUUUUUAUUUAAGUAAUCUCUACAUCCCACAUGGAGCUUGAACUCAUGACCCUGAGAGAAAGAGUCACCUGCUCUUCUGACUGAGCCAGCCAGGUGUCCCUCACCUCCCUCCUUUAGAUGGGGUGGCUCAUCUCAUCAGUUGCUCCCUCCACUUCCUUUCUUCGACUCCCUUCUCUCCUCCUUUUACACCCAGCCUGGAUCAUUCCAUUGCUUCAGAUCUUUUCCUGCACCUUGAGAAUUGCUGCCGGUGUAAAUUCACUGGUUUUAACCACAACUGGGGCCUCAGUGGUGCUGGGCACUCCUUUCUUUCCAUAGAGGCUCCUGUUCUGUGCCAUGGCUGAUCUGACGCUUUUCUCUGUUCCUCACACCUCCCCCUCCCCCCAUUCUACCCUCCCAUUCUGCUGAUGAGAAGACAGAAGCCACCAUAAAAGAACUUCCUUUUUCCAGACUGUGAAAUGAUGUGAAUCCGUAGCCAUUGUUUCUUGGUUGCCCCAGUCGCUGUAGAAGGGAUUCUAAGGCACCGCUGGACUGUAUGGCCCGCCCCCUCUGGCCUCUCUGAGACCUCGCUCCGUUCAUCAUCCUCACCCAUUUCUGUGUCUUCACAUUCCCUCUCACCUGGCUCAUUCUAUCAGUAAACAUACUCAGGGCGCCUGGAUGGCUCAGUCGGUUAAGCCUCGGACUUCAGCACAGGCGAUGAUCUCACGGUUUGUGAGUUCAAGCACCGCGUCCGGCUCCGUGCUGACAGCUCUGAGCCUGGAGCCUGCUUCGGAUUCUGUGUCUCCCUCUCUCUCUGCCCCUCCGUGGCUCGUGUUCUGUCUCUCUCUCUCUCUUAAAAACAAAUAAACAUUAAUAAACAUCCUCAGGUCACCCUUGCUUCUUAAACCAGGAGUAAAGAAAACUUUGCCGUGAAUGCCUUUUGUUUUCUUUCCCCGUUUCGUGAUCUGUUUUGUGACUGCUCUUCACAGACAGACUUUUUGAAAGUAAGGUCUGCUACUCUUCCUAACUCCUCAGCCUGCAGCUGUCGGGUUUCUGACUUUACUAGCCGAGUCCCCUUGUGACUUCCUUCUCGCAAAAUCCAGUAGGUGCUUCAUGGUCCCUAUCCUUCCUGACCUCUUGGCAGGUUGCACUUCCGCUGUUGAGUACCCUCUUACUUGAAAUAUUCUUUGCUUGGCCCUCCAGAGCCAGCUUGUCUGCGUUCAAAUCCCAGCCCCGCCUGUCUACAGUCUUUGUGAACCUCUCUGAGCCUCCGUGUCGUCAUCUGUAAACAGGGGGAUAACAGAAGUACCUGUAUCACAAGGUUGAUAGGAAGAUCUGGGGAGUUCAUGCCUAGAGUAGUGCCUGAGAAGUAGUGAGCCUUAAAUAAAUGUGAGGUGCUGAUGGUGGUUAUCCCCAGGAUCUCAUUUUGCCCAACGGUGGUACUCCAGCAGGUACUUCGAGUCCAGCUUCCUCAUCCUCCCUUCUCAACAGACUUCAGCUUGAUGAUGACAUUGAUGAGUACGCGGGUAGAGUUUGACCUGCCAGAAUAUUCUGUUCGUCGAAGAUACCAGGAUUUUGACUGGCUGAGGAACAAACUGGAGGAAUCCCAGCCGACUCAUCUCAUUCCCCCGCUUCCUGAGAAGUUUGUGGUGAAGGGUGUUGUAGAUCGUUUUUCAGAAGAGUUUGUGGAGACCAGAAGAAAAGCUUUGGAUAAAUUCCUAAAAAGAAUUACAGAUCAUCCUGUGCUCUCUUUCAAUGAACACUUUAAUGUUUUCCUUACUGCUAAGGACCUGAACGCCUACAAGAGGCAGGGGAUGGCAUUGCUGUCUAGAGUGGGCGAGUCCGUCAAGCACGUCACCGGAGGCUAUAAGCUGAGGAGUCGACCUCUGGAGUUUGCAGCCAUAGGCGACUACUUAGAUACCUUUGCACUCAAACUGGGAACCAUUGAUCGAAUAGCCCAGCGGAUCAUCAAAGAAGAAAUAGAGUACCUUGUAGAGCUGAGAGAAUACGGGCCUGUGUACUCCACGUGGAGUGCAUUAGAAGGGGAGCUAGCUGAGCCCCUGGAGGGCGUCUCAGCUUGCAUUGGCAACUGCUCGACGGCCUUGGAAGAGCUAACGGAUGACAUGACAGAAGACUUUCUACCUGUGCUCAGGGAAUAUAUUUUAUACUCUGACUCUAUGAAGAGCGUACUGAAGAAGAGGGACCAAGUGCAAGCAGAGUACGAAGCCAAACUAGAAGCUGUGGCCCUGAGGAAGGAAGACCGCCCCAAGGUGCCGGCAGAUGUUGAGAAAUGUCAGGAUCGGAUGGAGUGUUUCAACGCUGAUCUGAAAGCCGACAUGGAGCGGUGGCAGAGCAACAAGAGGCAGGACUUCCGGCAGCUGCUCAUGGGAAUGGCCGACAAGAACAUCCAAUACUACGAGAAGUGCCUCAUGGCAUGGGAGUCGAUUAUUCCACUGCUACAGGAGAAACCAGAGGCCAAAUUUAUCCUCAGUUUACCUUCUACACCCCACAGGUUGGCACCGAUUUGGGGAAAUGAAGAAACUACCUGGUGUCUGUUCACAACCACUGUGAUUGGCGGGCAGCCUGGCAGCCAGCCCAGGUACUUUCGUGAGGAUUUCUUCCUACUCCAUCCCAUAGCAAAGCACAACAUCUUCUCAGUCAGGACCAGUCAUUUCCUGAUUUUUUUUUUUUUAACUGCCCUGAUGCUUUUAAAAAAUCUGUGAGGCAAGAAGAAAUGCCUGUGGUUCGUUAGGGUGUCAAGAGUGUGUUUCGAAGGGAGACCAGAAUGCUCGGUUAAUGACCCCAAAGAACUGGAAAUGGACUUGAACUUACUGACAGUAAGUAGACAUCACUAAUCCAAGAUUACAGUCAUACACAAUGAGGCAGCAAGGCGGGAUAAGAGAGCUUUGGGUCAGAUCUCAGCUUUUUCCACUCGUUACUUCUGUGGUUUUAGGCAAGUCCCAUUUCUCUGAACUUCAGUGUAUUGAUCUUUGCAAUGAAGACGUGCUUUCCCUUGGUGGAUUGCUGAUGGGAUUGGCGAUAAUGUAUAUAUAUAAAGCAUCAACGUGUCUGCCAACACUUAGAUGACUGGACUGCUCUUACGGGAAGAGUCUUCUAUUACUUGUUUAGAUAUGGCCAACUUAAAUAUCAAGUAUUCCCAUAACAAUCCUUCCCGUUUGCUUUGUCAAAUGAAAAUUAAGGGGGGGGGGUGUAUAUAUUUCUCGUAACUGCUUUAAGAAGGUGAUGGAGAUAGUAGGCUGGUGGACUGUGGUCAGACUGAAGCCCUGGGGAACAGAUGGGAAUAGAUCAUAAAAGUUGUGGCAAUGGGCGAUAGGAAGGGUGAUGAAUUUAAGAGAUUUCUGUGGUGAGGGGAGGGGAUCAGAGAUGAGACGGAGUUUUCAAGCCUGGGAGCAGGGAGAUGACGUUAUUAACUCACACGUGAAAACAAUCAGGAGAAAAAUGUAAAGGUUGGAGUAGCUUAGAUGGUGAGGUGGGAGAAUAAUUUGGUUUGGAAUUAUGUUUGAGGAAAUCCAGGUGGAGGUGUCGACCAGAUUGCUGGAAAAAGUGUUCUGGAAUCCCUGAGAGUAGACUAGAUUACUUGGGGAACAUACCAAGGACAGAGCUUUAUGGGCCUCAAGAAUUAAGGAUGGGGGCGCCUGGGGGGAGGCUCAGUUGGUUAAGUGUCUGGCUAUUGGUUUCGGCUCAGGUCAUGAUUUCCUGGUUUGUGGGUUUGAGCCUCAAGUCGGACUUCACGCUGACAGCACUGAGCCUGCUUGGGAUUCUCUCUCCCUCUCUCUCUCUCUCUUUGCCCCCCUCCCCAAAAUAAAUAAACUUAACAACAAAAACAAAAAAAAUUAAGGAUGCAGGAAGAGGAGGAGAGGGACUCAGGGAACAUUCUCAAGAAGAGAAAGGCCCAUAGAUAACAUUGGUUCUUAAGCUUGAGGGCUUGUGAAAACACCAAUUGUUGGUCCCCACCUCUAGAGUUUGACUGGGGUAGAGCCAAAUAAUUUGCAUCUCUCACAGGUUCCCUGGGGAUACUGAAGCUGCUGGUUCAGAAACCACACUUUGAGAAGAUCAAAGGGGUUAGAAUCUCUGUUAGAAGAAUUGGUGACCUGGGGCAAGUGGGGAAGGGUCAAAACUGCCACCUUAGUGACAAAUUGAAAAGGAGCCAGUGCUGGGGCUUUGAGAGCCCAGCUCAGGUUAAAACCCACAAGUGUAUGGUGGGUGAGUGUGAGCAAAUAAGGACAUGUUUCUGGAUGCUCCGAGCCAGCUUUUCAGGAGCAGGAAUGGAGCUGCCAAUGAUGAGAUUCAUCCAGGCUGGGGAGCCGAUCAGGGGCUGGGACAGGAGGCAAGGAGCCAAGAGGAAGGAGCAUAAUCGGUGAGAAUUUAGCAAGGUAAGCUUGGCCUUGAACUCCACUUCCCAUCCCACCUCCGCCCAUGUCGUCUGUCUCAGGGAGAGGCUCUGCCUUCUUCCUAGUUGCCUGAACCUCAAAUCUGAGCAUUCUUGCCUCCAUCUGCCCCACCCUCUGCAGAUCACCUGUCACCAACUCCUGCUGACCGCCAGCUCCCAAGGAUUUCUCUAAGUCCCUCUACUGUUCUGCACCUUCACAUCUUAUCCAAAGUCAGUCCGCCAUUGUCCGUCACCUGGGUUACUACCAGACUCUCUGCUCUUGUGUCCUUUCUGCAAGUCUUCUCUCUCCUUCUGCCCCUUCCUGCCCCAGUUCAUUCUCAGGGAUGCCAGGACGCAUUCCAUACUCCUGCGUGAAAUCUUCCACCAUCUAUCCCUGUUACUUUAAAGAGAAACUUUCAGGGCGCCUGGGGUGGCUCAGUCGGCUAAUCAAUCUUGACUUUGGCUCAGGUCACGAUCCCAUGAUUCAUGAGUUUGAACCCCACAUCAGGCUCUGUGCUGACAGCUUAGCCUGGAACCUGCUUUGGAUUCUCUGUCACCCUCUCUCUCUGCCCCUCCCCCUGUUGUCUCUCUCUCUCUCUCUCUCUCUCUCAAAAAUAGAUAAACAUGAAACAAAUUAAAGAGAAACUCUUUUUAAGGCUCUAUAUGUGUAUUGUUGUUUCUCCCUACCACUCCAGUCUCCUGGUCUUGAUUCUGUCCUUUUGGUACCUGUCCCUCCCCCCCUCUUUGCUCCCCUUAUAUUGAAUUCCUGUAUCAAAAGAUAUUUUCACCUUCAGGCCUUCCAGCUUGUUAUUUCUUCUGCCUGGACUGUCCCUUAACUUCUGGCCUUGGUGACUCCUUAUCCUUCCAGGGUUCCCGUAGUCCACUUCUUCUGAGAAGCCUUCCCUGCUCUCCUAAACCUGGUUAGAUGCUCCCUUAUGUUAGCAUUUAUUAUAGGAUAUGUGGUUGCCAGCUGUUCUGUCUGUUCCACCUGCUGGACAGAACAUUCUGUCAGGGCAUGAGCAGUCACGUUCUUGCCAUAUCUCAGCAUCUAGCAUGGUGCCGGGACCUUAGAAGACAUGCCAGAAAGGCUUGUUUAUUCCCUGCAAGAGAUCAGAGGUGUAAACUCUCUGAGCCCAAACGCUUGGAGCUUGAAAUGCAUUCCCUAGCUUUAAGUUUCACCCCAGUAUAAGAAU
Panthera uncia (snow leopard) is the source of this 11453-nucleotide messenger RNA. It is a transcript of the gene SNX30, whose product is annotated as sorting nexin family member 30. Bases 7271 to 8593 code for a protein of 440 amino acids. The transcript has 10 exons. NCBI's taxonomy places the organism in Eukaryota, Metazoa, Chordata, Mammalia, Carnivora, Felidae. The record is from RefSeq and is a predicted model, not a curated record. Gene Ontology annotation, cellular component: cytoplasm. Gene Ontology annotation, molecular function: phosphatidylinositol binding; protein binding.